ACGCCAGGCUGGGCGGGGGCGAUGGGCAAGUCCGGGAAAAAAGACUCGUGCCUCCGGUAGCGCUCGGUGGGGCUCGCUCUCUCCGUGAGCGCUUGGCUCUGUCGCGUUUAAGGAAAGGGGAAAGCAUGAUACGGAUUCUCCCGGUGAAGCGGAGGGAAAUGCGCAUCCCAACGACAUAUUGCUAACUGAUCCUGCAAGGACACUGCCCCCUGCCCUCUUCUCCGCCUCUGCUAUGGACACUUCUGCUUUUAGCCUCCCCACGCCGGCAGUGUCRGAGGAGGGGAAUGCCUCAGGUAGCUGGGCAGGCUUCACCACCCCCAACAGCUCCUCCACCAUCAGCCCUGGUGUAGUUGUCAGCGGUGUCCUCAUCCCCGUGGUCUACCUCAUUGUCUGCGUGGUGGGGCUGGCUGGGAAUUCCCUGGUCAUUUAUGUGGUCCUGCGGCACUCCGUGAGCGAGUCGGUGACCAACGUCUACAUUUUGAACCUGGCCCUGGCCGAUGAGCUCUUCAUGCUGGGCCUGCCAUUCCUGGCUGCGCAAAAUGCCCUGUCCUACUGGCCAUUUGGCUCUUUCAUGUGCCGCCUGGUGAUGGCCGUGGAUGCCAUCAACCAGUUCACCAGCAUCUUCUGCCUGACGGUGAUGAGCGUUGACCGCUACCUGGCCGUGGUCCACCCAGGGAAGUCCUCCAAAUGGAGGACAGCACGGGUGGCCAAGGCAGUGAGUGCAACYGUGUGGGUGCUGUCUUCCAUAGUGGUGCUGCCCGUGGUUGUCUUCUCAGAUGUCCCUUUAGGGAUGAGUACCUGUCACAUCCAGUGGCCGGAGCCUGCCUCGGUGUGGAGAGCUGGCUUCAUCGUCUACACUGCUACGCUGGGCUUCUUUGGACCGCUGCUGGUGAUUUGUCUCUGCUACCUGCUGAUUGUUGUGAAGGUUCGCUCCUCUGGCAGGCGGGUGAGGGCUCUGUCCUCCAAGCACAAACUUUCAGAGCGCAGAGUGACCCGCAUGGUGGUGACUGUGGUGGCUGUCUUCGUCCUUUGCUGGCUCCCCUUCUAUGUCCUCAACAUAAUCAAUGUUGUGUGCCCACUGCCAGAGGAGCCAUCCCUCUUUGGUGUCUACUUCCUCGUGGUGGUGCUGCCCUAUGCCAACAGCUGUGCCAAUCCCAUCAUCUACGGCUUCCUCUCCUACCGCUUCAAGCAGGGCUUCCGCAGGGCCAUCUUCAGGCCGUCCCGCCGAGUCCAGAGCCAGGAGGUGCCAGCAUGCCCCCCCGAGAAGGUUGAUGACGAAAGGGAAGAGGGUGAGAUCAGCAAGAUCACCCAGAAUGGAAAUGACAGGCAGGAGCACCCUCUAAGCAGCGGAGAAGGAAAAAGCAAUGAGCAAAAACCACUCCCUGAGGAGCCCUUGGGAUGUGAAAAGAGCAACAAGUUGCAUGUCAGCUAUUUAUGAUGGAAGGGGUGGUGCAGGGGAAAGAGACAUUGGGACAUGGGAUCCCCUUCACCUUCUCUGCUUUCAAAGGCAACAGGAGACAUCAAUACAAGUAGACAUUAAAGUCCAAGAGUCUGCUUGAAGAUUAAUAGGGCCCCACAAAAUAAAGCAAGGCAUUAUUUUUGGCUUUAGAAGAGACACCUGAGGUUUGURUGGUACCAUUAUUAUCAGAAAUUGGUAAAAAUAAAACCUCCUUAACACUAAUGUAGUGUUAAGAAGCAGGCAUUCUUUAUUUGGCUGGAUGCAUGAGGGGAUACCUCCUCCAAAAUAUCAUGCAUGCUGAGUGAAGAAAAAGCUCCCAUUUAUACACUAUAUUUACAUAACUGCUCAUUGAUUUGCCUGGAAUAAACAUA
Molecule: messenger RNA, 1830 nt
Organism: Malurus melanocephalus (red-backed fairy wren)
Lineage: Eukaryota; Metazoa; Chordata; Aves; Passeriformes; Maluridae
Gene: SSTR3
Product: somatostatin receptor 3
Exons: 2
Coding region: 233-1438 (401 amino acids)
Biological process (GO): neuropeptide signaling pathway
Cellular component (GO): membrane; neuron projection
Molecular function (GO): somatostatin receptor activity; neuropeptide binding
Source: RefSeq, a predicted model, not a curated record